AUGAGCGCGCAGACCUACGACGACGUGUGUGCCAAGGGCAAGGAGGAAGCGGAGCAGCGUCUCAUUGACCAUCUUCAAGAGUUUGGCGGGGACGUCUGGAACAUCAAGUCGGGCUGCAUGGGCUGCAAGACGAACGCCAACAACAUCGCGCUCAAGACGUGCAGCAAGUGCAAAACGGCGCUCUUCUGCGGCAAGGACUGCCAGAAGAAGGCAUGGAACAUGCACAAGUACGAGUGCAUGGUCAUGAGCACGAUGCAAGAAAUGGCGGUGCCGAUGUCCGACGCGCCCGCUGUCUACGACCUGGUCCGGUCGUGCCUCGAAACGCUGACGUGGAGCCCGAACGCCAAGGAGCUCACGGACGAGUCGCUUUUGCUCGUUGCCAAGAACAUUGGGCUGACCGGCCCCAUCCUUCCGGGCUGGUUUACAAGCAUCAACCUCGUGCAGCACCCCGCGAGUCAGACGGCGUACGUCAAGGCCAUCAUUGUGCUCUUCGCGCUGCUUCGCGACGAAGAAUGCUGGACGCGCGACUCGGACAGCUUUCCCCGCUCGUCUUACACCUUUGCAACGACGAUUCCCAAGACGGCGAGUGCGCGUGCGACGGCGCUGGCGCAUUUCCUGGAGCUGCAAGGCCCGCUCGUGCUCUUCACGGCGUGGAUGCAGGACCCGCAGCCGCCGGCGAUCCAGUCCGUGCCCUUUGAGAAGCGCCUUAUCCAUGGUCUCAUGGAUACGCUCCUCCAGAUUGAAGAGAUUCGCAGCGCGAUCGACGCCUUCAUGGAUGCACCUGAGGCGACCCAUUGA
Molecule: messenger RNA, 798 nt
Organism: Saprolegnia parasitica CBS 223.65
Lineage: Eukaryota; Oomycota; Saprolegniomycetes; Saprolegniales; Saprolegniaceae
Exons: 9
Coding region: 1-798 (265 amino acids)
Source: RefSeq, a predicted model, not a curated record